AUGUUUUUAAAUCGAACGAGAAAGCUACAUUUAGGAACAAGGACUAUCAACAAUUUUGUUCAUCACCUUCAGAUCCUGUACAUUUUGAAAUGGACACUUCUCAAGAAAAUUAGAAAGCAUGUCAGAAGCAGAUGCUAUGAAUGUCAGCUGUUUUUCUCAAGACUUAGCUUACCCAGAUUCUCCAUUCUGCAUGGAAACCAGCAGUACCACUUCAGACUUGCCUCAGAUAUCAACAUUGAAAAGUACUCACAGAAUGUACUAAUUCAGCCAAGUGACACCAGCAUUUCUUCUUUGAAACAGUUUGAACCCAUUUGCAAAUUUCAUUGGGCAGAAGCCUUUAAUGAUGAAAUUACAACAAAUCAAAAUUCCAUGGAAGGCUUACAUUACACAGAGAAGCCAGAAUUACAAAGUCAUAUGUGUAAUUAUGAAAAAGACAGCAGUAUAAAGAAAAAUUUGUUUAAGGAAGACAGUCCUGUGGGAAUUAGCAUUUCCACAAAUAAAGACCAACCUGCUAAUGAGUCUGUCAGUGAAUCUUCUAGAAGUCCACCUCUAAUCCGCUGCUGUGGAGAUAAGCUGAAUUUCAUGGAAAAUUCACUGGCUAAAAGUAGUGCCAGGGGACCUGCCCGCAAUCCUACUCAACCUGAAAGCUUCUUCUAUAAGGAAAGUGUAUACAGUGAUGCUGAGGAAACACUGAAUAAAGAGAGUAGCUUUAACCUGCGUGAUCUGAGAGCUAACUAUGAAACAGAGACAGCAGUUUCACCAAGUGAAAUACAGAAUUCUGGAGAGAUGCCUCAGAUGUCAGUGAGUCACCAAAAGGAAGCCAGAGUGGAGGACGUGGAGAACCCGGGGGUGUUCUCAGCUUGGUCCCCCACAGACAUUUCCUGGAGUGGUGGAGGAUUCAGGGGGGACUGCAAAACCUCUGACAUGGGGCAAAGCUUCGAAAACUUACAACCUCUGGAGGAAGACAUGGCUUUAAAUGAAGUCUUACGGAAAUUAAAACAUAGCAACAAAAAGCAGCAAAUUCGAAUCCAAGACCUACAGUGUAGUAACAUGUAUUUAGAGAAGAAGGUUAAAGAAUUACAGAUGAAGAUUACCAGACAGCAGGUGUUGGUUGACGUCAUUAAUAAGCUAAAAGAGAAUGUCGAAAAAUUAAUUGAAGACAAAUACAAAGUAAUCUUAGAGAAGAAUGAUGCUGACAGAACAUUGAAGAAUGUGCGGGAGAUUCUAUCUGACACCCAAAAACAUCUUCAAGAAUCUAGGAAUGAAAAGAAAACCUUACAGCUAGAGCUUAAAAAGAUCAAGGUGAAUUACGUUCAUCUACAGGAAAGAUAUAUGACAGAAGUUCAGGAAAAAAAUAAAUGUGUAAGUCAGUGUAUCGAGAUGGACAAAACCUUAAGCAAGAAAGAAGAAGAGGUAGCGAGGCUGCAGCAAGUCAAAGGAGAACUGGAAAAGGCCACCGCUUCUGCUCUGGACUUAGUGAAAAGGGAAAAAGAGACCCGAGGACCAGAGUUCCUGUCUUUACAGGAGAAAUUCCAGAAACACGAAAAGCAAAACAUACAAGAAAGACAGAAGCUGAAAUCUAGUCUUGACAAAUUGGUUGCUCAAGUUAAAAGUUUGAAAUUCAUCUCUGAAAAUGAAAGGGCUAAGAAUAUGAAACUUCAGCAGCAGAUCAAUGAAAUCAAAAAUGAAAAUGCCAAACUUCAGCAACAGAUUACCAGGAGUGAGGAGCAAAACUAUGUCCCUAAGUUGGAGAUAGCUGAGUUAAAGGAGCAAUUGGAGGAGGCUAUGGAGUCAGAUACUACAAAGGAUACGAAGAUGAUACAUUCUGAUUUGUUCCUGAAUUGCCCACCUUGUGAAGACAAGAGCCUGAGUCCUCCAGAUGAGAAAAGAACUCAGCUGUCCUCCAAAAUUCACAAUCUGCUAACUCUGAUGGUGGGACUUCUCACAUGCCAGGACAUCACCAAUCCUGAUGCUGAACAUUUCAAAGAGAGCAAGAAAAUUAGUGAUGUAAUGCUGCAAAAAUUGAAGUGCUUGUAUCUUCAAAAGAAAACUUUAGAUAAAGAGCUACUGAAACAUAAAGCCAGAAUCACAACCGUUAGAGAGUUAAUUGCUAAUGAAAAAGCAUUUCAAGAUCAGGUUACUGAGGUCACAGACUUUGAUUCAGAUGAAAUCAAGAAUGUCAGUGAUGUACCUAUCUUAUUGGGAGCCAGACUGGAUAAGUACCACAAUCUAAAUGAGGAGCUUGAUUUCCUGAUUGCAAAAUUGGGAAAUCUUCUAGAGUCAAAAGAAGACCACUGCAACAGACUCAUUGAAGAAAAUGACAAGUAUCAAACACAUUUAGGCAACUUAACAGAUAAGGUUUUGUCAUAUGAAGAAAUUAUCAAAUGUGCUGACCAAAGGCUUCAGAUAUCCCACUCCCAGAUUGCACAUUUAGAAGAGAGAAAUAAAAAUUUGGAAGAUUUAAUUAGAAGACCCAGAGAGAGAACUAGAAGAGUGAGACCUAGAAGAUUAGAAAAUCAGCCGAAGUCCAUGACCAUGGUAGGUCAUCUUGAUGAUCAUUUUAAAGAAGAUUAUAUUUCCAUGUAA
Messenger RNA from Trichechus manatus latirostris (Florida manatee), 2586 nucleotides. It is a transcript of the gene CAGE1, whose product is annotated as cancer antigen 1. The record is from RefSeq and is a predicted model, not a curated record. Lineage: Eukaryota; Metazoa; Chordata; Mammalia; Sirenia; Trichechidae.